Molecule: messenger RNA, 331 nt
Organism: Symbiodinium natans
Lineage: Eukaryota; Dinophyceae; Suessiales; Symbiodiniaceae
Source: the annotation of a GenBank genome assembly
AUGGCCGUGAUCGGGGAGAGCUGCGCCUCACUGACCCCGUAUGGAGUCGGUGCGACGCUGGCUCAGCUGGGCAGGGGCGGAUUGCCAAACGACAAGAAGCCCAGAAGGCCAGUCUGCAUUCACGGACUUGGUUACACCAGCGCCUUCGACAGGCCAGCAACCGGCCAAAGUCUCAGUGGUGAGACGGUGGUGGCAAAGGCCUUUCUAGACCGGGUAGCCCUGGACGUCUUAGUACAUCUCGGAAUCAUCAAGACCACCUUCCUCGUUGUCCCGCACGCAGCUCCAUUGGUCUCCUCAGCCGUUGCAUUGGGAGUGGGAGCAUUUGCGCAGU